AUGAACGGAUUGUCAAAAUUGCUAAAUGAUAUUAUUAAAACUAGCAUAGUGUUUUAAUAGUUUACAUUGAAACUACCGACUUUAAUUUAAUUAAUAUUCGGUUUUCUUGCUUAGCUUCAGAUGGUGAGUUAUUUAGAAUAGCCUGCUUACGAACCUUGUAAAUCUUUUACCAUUAUUUUAUUUUUAACCAGACCUCAUAUAUAUAUUUUUACUCAAGGGAAUUACGAAAUAACUUUUGGAAUUAUAUUUCUUUUGAUUCAAAUAAUUAUCAUCGUUUGGAUAUAUUAUUGCAUUGCUUUUAAUAAAAAAAAACAGAACAACAUAAUAAAUGAAAUAUAAUUUAGCCAAAUGAACUCAACUAAAUUAUAGGCAAUUAUUUCAAUCAUCUCCUUAUUUUUGUUUAUUAACAAAGUCUAUUUAGGUCAUAAUAUCAUAGAAUUUUGUAUGCUACAUCUUGCUACUAAAGAUUAGAGUUCAAUUAUCAUUGUUAUAAUAAGCAUUGUUCUAAUUCUUUAGUUAAGCAUCAUCCUGUUUAUUUAGUGGUAAUUCUUAAACAGAAGCAUUAGAUUUAUACCUUAACUAUAGUAUUUAACAAUAAACCAAUCUGAUACAAACAUUAUUAAUUUAUACUUAAAAUUACUCCAAAUAAUAAAUUAUGCAUUUUUACAAAACAAAGAAGCUGCCAAAGUUGCUUAGGCAGUAUUGAUUAUCUUAAAUUUUAUUCAUAAAUUUUGGUAGGUUAGAUUCAAUCAUAUCCAUAUGAGAAAUCCAUAUUUAUUAAUAAUAAUUAUGACUGGUAGUAUUGGAUUUCUAAUGGCAGUACUACAACUAUUAGACAGUAUUUUUAACUGUUUUACCUUAAGAUUGUGGAUUCCAUUAGCUCCUAUAAAUCUUUUCAUAAUAAAAAUUUUAUUAGAUAGAAAUAUACAAUAAAUUCUGAUUAACAAGCCUUUUAGCGAGAUAACAAUAACUGAAUUAAAAUAUGUUUCUUGCAUUAUAGAAUAAGGCAUAGAUACAAAGAAACUGGAGAAUUAAAUUUUUCUUUUCUAAUAUGUUUAAGUUUUUUGUUCAAAAAAUGAAAUCUUGUUUUAGUAUGAGUAAUUACUAUCUCAAUAAAUCAUUGAUAAGAUUAGAUAGCAUAUGUUAUAAUAAAUAUUGAGAUAAUUAGAGAAUUUAGCAGAUAAAAUCAGAAAUCCUUUUUAUUUGGGAUAGAUUUAUAUAAAUUACGUUUAAACAUUAAUUAUUCUAGAUAAAUAUGUUGAAGCCUAAUAAAUAAUAGAGUAAUUAUUUAGAUUUCAAAGUAAUAAUCCUUCAAUUAUGAAUUCCAGAACUUAUAGAUUAACAAUAAGAGUUGAGUUGAGCAAUUCGUAAUAAACCUUCUUAAAAAUAUUAGAAUGUAAAAUAAUUGCAAGGAUGUAGAAUAAAAUGGUUUAGUAAACUUCAAAAUCGAAAUCGAAUCACUAAACAAUUUCAUUGGCUAUGAAAUAAUUAUCUAUAAUUAAUUCAAAUACUAUCGAUGUUUAAACAAUGUUUUUAAAUGUUGUAAUUUCAAAAAUAGAAUUCUUCAACAUUAUCUUAAAUGAUAAAACUUAGCAGAAUUAAUUUAAUCGUAAAGUCUAAAAGAUCUUAUUUGAAAUGGAGACAUUUCUAUAAAAAUUGAAGAAAAACUAUGAAUUAUUUCCAACAAUUUCAAAUUAGAGUGUCUUGAUGUUCUAUUAAGUGGAAGUGUUGAAUAAUGUUUUAGAUGCAUAUAACUUUAGUUAGAUUGUUGCACUUGAUGAAGAUAUAAUACUUAAACACAAUUAAUCUGAAUUAUUUAACUUUUUUAAUUAAAGCUUUAAUUUCGCGUUAUUCAAAAUUAUAGAUGUGUAAAAUAUCCAAAUUGAAUACCAUUAAAUAACAUAAGGCCAACACUUCACCAUAAAAGAGGGGGAAUAGUUAUAAACUUUAAUACCAUAAUCACUUCGAUAAUAACAUUAAUUAUUAGUUGAAAAAUUUCUUGAAACAGGUUAAAAUAAAUAUUAUUAAACUAUUGGGGAGACUUUCAUUAAAAUACGAUAAGGUAUAAUUUAACCAAUAGAUAUUUGUAUGGAUUUGAAUCAAAAAAAUUCAUAAAAUAUCGAAAUCAUUACUCUAUAUAGGUUGCCACAAAGUGAAAAACAUAUAAUAUUUGUUGAUUCUAAUUUACGACUUUAAGAAAUAAGUCAUAACUUAUUUUUUGGUGGUUUAAAUCUGUCUGAAGCUUAUUUGGAUCAUAUAAUUGGAAUUAGUAUUAUAAAAAUAAUCCCUUAAUUUAAAAGAUAUAUUGAAGAGAAAACCUUUGAUAUCAAAAUUUGUCCUAUCAAUUUUAUAAAUGGCAAUGAAGAAGAUGAAUAAAAGGGAAAAACAAGAACUUUUAAUUGUCUCAGUGAUAUUGAAAAUAUAACAUUGUAUUCAUGUCAUUUAUCAAUUACUCAAAGAUUUUUUUAAGAAAAUCAAUAUAUAUAUGUAUUGAGAUUAGAUAACCUUAAAUUAGAUAAAGUUAAUUCUAUUACAUAAUUUAGAUGUUAGUAAAAUUCUGAGAACCCUUUUGAUAUCGAUGAAUAAAUUGAAAUCAACCUUCCAGAUCCGGAAGAGGAGUACCAAAAGCAAUAAAUGAUAUUAAACACAGAACGACAAGAAAUGCAAAUAGAAUUAUUAUAGGACAAUAAUGAUUUCCAAUUAAUAAAAGAAAAGAAAUAAACUGAAACCUCUUUCCCUCGGUUCAGUAAUAAAAUCAACAAAAAGUUAGAAAAUUUCACAAAUUUAUCAAGUAUUGCUUAAGUAAAGAGGUCUCCCUACUAUCAAGCAUUUAAACAAUCCUCAAUUAUUCUCAAUUCUCAAAAAUAAUCCAAGAAUUGGGUUGCAUUUAUUAUCAUUUAUCUAAUUUACAUUCUUAUAGCUAUAAUUUUUUCGAUAAUUAUAUUUGAUGAAACCUAUGAAUUCAAAAGUUUGAUAUCUCAUUUAGAAUUACUUUCAAUAAAGAAUGAAGUGUACUAACCAAUUGACUCCUUUUUAGUAACUAGAUACACUAUUGUAAAUUAUAAUUAAUUGCUCGGUCUGAAAUUUAUUGAUGAUAUUGAGUAUGCACAUUUAGUUUAAUUUCCAAGAUCAAAUUUGUUAUCAGGGUAUGAUCUUUUAAAAAAAAGUAUUACAAAAGUAUUAUACAUCCCGUAAUUUUAACCAUUUUUAGAGGAGAAUUAUUUAAUUCUUUCUUUAUAUGUGACGAAUAAUACUGGAGUGAAUUAUAAUAUUAGUUUUAGAGAGUCAAUUCAUUUGUUACUUAAUUACUAAUAUGAAUAUAAAUUGGCUUAUACUGUGAAACCAUUAUUGACAGAUGGACCUUAUUUUUAUUACUCAUAUAAGAACAGUCUAAUACUAUAUAAAAAGUUUGUUGAUCUGGAAAACUUUACUUUAGAACACACUCUGAUAUAUUCAAACUAGAAAAUGACCAUCAUCAGAUUAUACACAACGGUAUUUGGAGUAAUAUCUUUCAUUUUGAUUAUUCUAAAAAUCUAUCAUUUGAAACAGAUUCGAAAUGCCAAAAAUAAAAUAUUGUCUAUAUUAAAAAAUCAAGAUCUCCAUUAGGUUGAGCUGGAAAUUAUAAGAUUGAAAUAGAUAACUUUGAAAAUCUAAAAUAGCAGAUAAAUUAUUUAUGGGUAUUCUAUGGAUCUGGAUAAUAUUGAUAAAUCUUUGAAAAAAAAAUAAUCUAAUUUUAAAUAUAGACAAAUUAACGAUAAAAAAUUAGUCUCUCUAAAUAUAUUUAGAAAGGCAUUCGCAUUACUUUUUCAUUAUCUAAUAUAUUUCUUAGUAAGUUUAAGUUUCUAUCUGAUAUUACAUAAUUAGAUAAGCUAUUAUUAAAAUGUGGCCUAAUUUUAUUAGAAAAUAUCAGAUGCUAGUGUUAAUGUUUUGAUUUUAUAUGCUUGGAAAGAAGCCUUGUAUUUUAAAGCUACAUUUACAUUCUUCACUUCCUCAGAGAUUAAAGAUCUUUAUUUACAUGUGGAAUAGAGUUUAGAUUCAUUAAAAUAGUUCAACUAAGAUUUACUUCAGUUGGAUUAAAUUGAUUAAAUAUUUGGACCAUCUAAUCAAAUCGUUGAAAAAAUUACUUAAAUUUCAGUCUGUGACAAUUUAAGUGAAGAAUAUAAAAAAAAGGCUAGUGGAAUCUGUGAUAAGGUUAUGUAAGGAGCUUUAAAAGGAGGACUUAUAAAUGCAUUAAGUUAUGUUAUAAACAGCAUCUCAAACGAAUAUUAAGCUACUCAUUUUGAUACUAGACAAUCGCUGGAAAGAUUGGAAUUAGAAGGUUCAACACUAUUAUCAGAUGUUUUGUCUAAAUUUUCUGGAUUCAUAAAGGAAUAGUUUUCAUUGUAAAUUACUGAUUUGUAAUAUACUGUCUAUGUAAAAUUAUGUCUAACUGUAGAUUGUAGUAUCAAUUUAUUUAUCAUUUGA
Messenger RNA from Paramecium tetraurelia, 4464 nucleotides. RefSeq lists its product as uncharacterized. The record is from RefSeq and is a predicted model, not a curated record. NCBI's taxonomy places the organism in Eukaryota, Ciliophora, Oligohymenophorea, Peniculida, Parameciidae. The transcript has 3 exons.